This is a messenger RNA of Solanum verrucosum, 1218 nucleotides long. Its product is annotated as protein COFACTOR ASSEMBLY OF COMPLEX C SUBUNIT B CCB2, chloroplastic. The record is from RefSeq and is a predicted model, not a curated record. The transcript has 6 exons. The coding region runs from base 176 to 1090 and encodes 304 amino acids. Gene Ontology annotation, biological process: cytochrome b6f complex assembly. NCBI's taxonomy places the organism in Eukaryota, Viridiplantae, Streptophyta, Magnoliopsida, Solanales, Solanaceae.
AGAGAAGGAAAAAGAAAAAGGAAAACUCCCAAUUUCUUUUAAUUUUCUUUUGAGAGUUCAAUAGAACACGCUCGUUACUGGAGCGUGGUACAACAACAUUCCGGCGACUCAUAGCCGACGGCGAGGUUUUCACUAACAUUAUCCAUUUGACGGAGGGAGACAGAAGCUACCGAAAAUGAGCUAUACCUGUCUAUUGUUGAACUCAUUAACGCCGUCAGUGUUUCCCGUGAAAAGAUACGGCAAAUCCAUAUGGCCGUCAGAAUUCCGGUGCCGGAAAACCAGAAAGGCAUCAUCAUUGAUAGUCUAUAGUCGUCUCGAGAAUUCUACCGAAAGCAAUGCUCAACAGCAACAGCUUAACCUUUCCGUGCUUCGUUUCACUCUCGGAAUACCUGGAUUGGACGAAUCUUAUUUGCCGAGAUACAUCGGCUACGCAUUUGGUUUUCUUUUGGUAUUGAAUCACUUUCUCGGCUCAGACUCAUCCGCCAUCACCGCAGCGCAGCUAAGAACGGAAGUUUUAGGUCUUCUUCUGGCUGUGUUCUCUGUUAUAGUUCCUUACCUUGGGAAGUUUCUUAAGGGUUCAGUUCUAGUAGAAGAAAGAAAUCUUCCUGAAGAUGCUGAGCAAGCCUUUGUCAUCUCAGAGAACAUAUCAGAUAUUCUGAAGGAGGAUUUGGCAUGGGGAACCUAUGUUUUGUUGCGCAACACAAGCAGCAUAUCAGUGCUUUUCUCACUUCAAGAUACAAUUUGUGCUCGUGGCUACUGGAGAACACCAAAAGAUGUAUUGAAAGCUCACUUAUGUGACUGGUUUGAGAAACAGAUCCAGCAAAGUGGUCUUCAUGAUUUGAAGGAGACACUUUAUUUUCCACAGGUCUCAGAUUCUGAAGUGUGGGAGAUGCUUCCAAAAGGAACCCGUUCUCUCCUCGUGCAACCUCUAAUACAAUCUGAAACCUCAGAUUCCAGCCAGAAGUGGAAGAAUAAUGGUUUUGUGCUUGUGGCUUCCAGCAAUAGUUACGCAUACAACAAUAGAGAUAGAUCGUGGGUUGGAGCUGUCGCAAAGAAGUUUGGAGGUAAGUGUGUCCAUGCAGAUCUAUAGAGCCUCUAAUAUUUCUUCAAAGUAUGCUAUAAACAAAUGCUGCUGAAAAUAACUUGCAUAUAUUAAAAAAAUUGUUCAAAAUUUGCUCAUUGAGCUAAUUUAAUGACAUCCAUAAAGCUUCAAAGCUG